AUGUCCAACAACGCGCCGUCCGCCAACACCACACUGCUACUCAGCGUCGCCGUCGCUGCUCUCACGCUCGCAUGGGGCGGGACCAUGGGUCUCCUCCUCGGCCUGCACCUCCAGCAGCAGCAGCAACCGGCAGCGUCGUCGGCCAACAGCGAGAGCAAGGACGGCAAGCGCACUGUCGACAACCAAGAGCCGCGCCGUGACCGCGUCGAGUCGCGCCGAGGACGCGAGACGUCCAUUACGAACGGCGAAGACGUCAAGCUCAUGGACAAGCAUGCGCUCGUCGACGUACGUAUCGCCGAAAUCCGCCCGCUUCUACCGCCCGCAUGCCUCCUCGAAGAGAUUCCGCGCACGGUUGAAAUUGCUCGCACGGUCAACAAGGGUCGCCAGGGCGUCGCCAACAUCCUUCGCCGCGUGGAUGACCGCCUUGUCGUCGUCGUCGGCCCCUGCUCGAUCCACGAUGUGGAGGCGGCCAAGGACUAUGCUGCCAAGCUGAAGCCGAUCCAAGUAGCGAUGGAGAAGGAUCUGCUCAUCAUCAUGCGCGUGUACUUUGAGAAGCCGCGGACGACGGUCGGCUGGAAGGGCUUGAUCAACGACCCGGACAUUGAUGGCACGUUCAACAUCAACAAGGGUCUCCGCGUCGCGCGUGAGCUCCUCGCCGAGAUCAACGAGAUGGGCCUCCCGGCGGGCUGCGAAUUCCUCGAUACGAUUUCGCCGCAGUUCUUUUGCGACCUUGUGAGCUGGGGCGCGAUCGGCGCGCGCACGACCGAGUGCCAGCUCCACCGCGAGCUCACGUCUGGUCUCUCGAUGCCCAUUGGCUUCAAGAACGGCACGGGCGGGUCGCUGCAAUUGGCCGUCGACGCUGUCGUCUCGUCGGGCCACCCGCACUGCUUCCUCUCGGUCUCGUCGCAGAGUUUGGCGGCGAUCGUCAAGACGACGGGCAACGACUGCUGCCACGUCAUUCUUCGCGGCGGUAGCACCGGCCCUAACUACGCGGCCGAGCAUGUCGAGAAGGUGUCGGCGCUCCUCAAGAAGGUCAACCAGCCCCAAAACGUCAUGGUCGACUGCUCGCAUGGCAACUCGAACAAGGACCACAAGAACCAGCCGCUUGUCGCUGCCGACCUUGCGCGUCAGAUUGCGGCGGGCAACGACCGCAUUUGCGGCAUCAUGCUCGAGUCCAACAUUGUCGAAGGCGCGCAAAAGCUCAUUCCGAACGCGCCGUUGGUCUAUGGCCAGAGCAUCACGGACGCUUGCAUCGGCUGGGAAGACACGCUCUCGACGCUCGAAGUGCUCGCGGACGCCGUGCGCCAGCGCCGGGUCGUCAACAAGGCCAACAAGUAA
Saprolegnia diclina VS20 is the source of this 1338-nucleotide messenger RNA. RefSeq names its product 3-deoxy-7-phosphoheptulonate synthase. The record is from RefSeq and is a predicted model, not a curated record. Lineage: Eukaryota; Oomycota; Saprolegniomycetes; Saprolegniales; Saprolegniaceae. Gene Ontology annotation, cellular component: cytoplasm. Gene Ontology annotation, biological process: aromatic amino acid biosynthetic process. Gene Ontology annotation, molecular function: 3-deoxy-7-phosphoheptulonate synthase activity. The coding region runs from base 1 to 1338 and encodes 445 amino acids. The transcript has 5 exons.